UUAUUUUUUGUUAUUUUUUCCUCGCACGACAUGAAUUUUUCUAUUCAAAGCGUUGCAGAUUUCUGGUCGUCGGGUCCGAUGCGGAUUCCCAUCGCGUCGGCGAUCCUGAAUUGGGUAUCCUUGGGGAAUCCUCUGAAGGCAGUAUUCGCUUCAUAGCCUGCUGGAUUCGUUGUUGCAGAGGAAGUUUGCCAUGGGAUAUCACGUUGGUUUCAUGGGUGUGUGAAGGAGCUGCGGAAAUGCUCGAUAAUUGGAACCGGGAAUUGAAUUACAGGAAGCUGAUGGACGGCGGUAGGGGAGCUGGGGCAGGAGAUGGAGCAGUACCAGCAGCAGCAGCAGCAGAAGCGGUGACUGUGGAUUUGAGCAUGUGCAACCAGUGUGGGAAUCUUAUAGAAAACACGGUGACCUAUUGUCAUGCCUGCUACGACCUGCGAUCGGAGAGCGAUUUCCGAAACGAGCGGCGAUGGCGUGAACUCGAGGGCGAUUUCAUGGUGGUGGAGGCGGAUUUGCACAAGGAGAGGGCUGCCACCAAGCGUUUGGAGGGGGCGUUGCAAUCUUUCAGGCAUAUGCUGUUGCAAGGUAUCCAUGCCGAUGUGACGAUCGAGACGGGAGAAUUCGAUAGAACACCUGCUCAUCGUGCUGUUCUUGUAAGCAUUGUUUGUGCAGGAAUUUGGAGAUUUCCUUUCCUGUAUAAGGCUAGCAGGUCACCAGUCUUUAGAGCAAUGUUCGAACAUGAACUGAAGGAAAAGACGUGUGCCCACAUACAUGUCGCUGAUGUGUCCACUCCGGCCAUGCGUGCUCUGCUGCUCUAUCUCUACACAGGAGAUCAUGACACAAAAGUCAUGAAGGAACACGGCAUGGCUCUAUUGACUGCUGCACAUAAGUACGACAUUCCUGAUCUGAAGAGGGUGUGUGAAACGGCAGUUGCAAAUUCAGUUAAACCUUCCAAUGUGAUCGAGACCCUACAACAAGCACGAUUAUACGAUGCAACUUGGGUUAAAAGAGCUUGUGUUGACUGCAUUGCUCAAAACUUGGAGAAGAGAAAGGUUCUGAACUGCCAAUUGAGAGAAAAUGUCGUGGUGUUGCAGAGCAACUUGUGGCACCAUUUCUGCAGCUUGUAUAAAGACCCGCAGCAUAAACUGCUUUGUGGCUGAGUUAUUCAAUUCCACUUAUUGCAGCAUCA
Molecule: messenger RNA, 1180 nt
Organism: Physcomitrium patens
Lineage: Eukaryota; Viridiplantae; Streptophyta; Bryopsida; Funariales; Funariaceae
Source: RefSeq, a predicted model, not a curated record